UCCCAGUAGUGUGUUGUGUAUUGAAAUCGAAAUCGAAGCGGAGUCCCGGUCAGAAACAUGCUGCUGUGUCGCAUUGUGCUGGCGCUGCUGCUGCUGGUGCUGCUGCACUACAGCCAGGCGGAGGAGGAGAAGGAGACCACCCACCUGCCACAGGUCUCGCUGGCGGAGUCCCUGGCCAGAUCGGCGGCUUCGUCGGGAUCCUCCAGCCUCUUCCAGAGCGACCCCUUCAUCGCGCGCAACCAGCGGCAGUGCUUCGAGACCCGCAGCCUAGUGGCCUGCAUCAAGUACAAGGCCAGUAAGCUCGUCUGGAAGCUGGCCACCAACAGCCUAGGCUUCUUCCCCAGCGAGUACGGACGCGACCUGGCCGCGGACAAGGGUCGCUGGCUGAGAUUGGUCCAGUUGGGGGAACCCGCCGACGAGGUGGUCGUGUUCAACGACGCCAAGAGCUUGGAAGGUGACAGCGAGCUGACGCUGGUUCUCAAGUUCCUGAAGAGGGCGGCGGAGACCUUCGGGCGCAACCACGGACUGCAGUUGAGGCUGAACGGCGAGAGCGGGGCGCGGGUCCUGGAGGAAUCUGAGGCCCGAUUGGCCCGCAAGAAGAAGAAGUGGCUCAUCAUCCUGCCCCUCAUCAUCCUGCUGAAGAUCGCCCACCUGAAGAUGGCCGUAGUGGGCAUGCUGACGGCCGUGCUGGGCAUGAACGUGCUGCUGGUGGGCGGCGUGGGCUGGCUGAUCCACUACCUCAAGUACAAGACCAUGUGCAAGAUCCACCCGCACCUGGUGCAAACGCACUCGCACGUGUACGAGUCGGAGCCCUCGGACUACUCACAGUUCGUGGGCAGCAGCAGCUACUCCGGCUCGUACAAUCCCUACAGCUCCGGUUCCGGAGCUAACCACGAGCUGGCGGCCAACAGCUACAGCAAGGACUGGGCCACGAGUAAGGCCUACCACGGCCACAACCACCUGGACACGAUCAGCAAGCGACUACAGUAGGGUUCGCGGAAACCAAAUGGACUUGUGCCACCAUUAUCGAAACCUAGUAAAUUGUUUCUCGUCGUCGUCGUACUAGCCGUAACUAGCUUAGGUAAUCUAUUUGUAUCCUAAUAAAGGUAUUUAUUUUUUUUAAUGAG
This is a messenger RNA of Drosophila suzukii, 1127 nucleotides long. It is a transcript of the gene Osi1, whose product is annotated as Osiris 1. Gene Ontology annotation, cellular component: membrane. NCBI's taxonomy places the organism in Eukaryota, Metazoa, Arthropoda, Insecta, Diptera, Drosophilidae. The record is from RefSeq and is a predicted model, not a curated record.